AUGAUGAACACGAUUCCGGCGGAACUCACCGGAUACUUCCAAUAUUUAUCACCGGAGAAGUAUAAUAACCAGACAUCAAUCAUGGAGUCCGAAUACUUCAACAUGCCCUCUUCUCCUACAUCUUCUUCCUCCUUCUACUACCUCAACGGUCUGAUCAACAACAAUAACAACAACAACUAUUCUUCAUCAUCCAAUGGUCAGGAUCUAAUAACAAGCAACAACUCGACAUCAGAUGAAGAUCACCAACAAAGCAUGGUCAUCGAUGAGAGGAAACAAAGAAGGAUGAUCUCUAACAGAGAGUCUGCUCGUAGGUCAAGGAUGAGAAAGCAGAGACAUCUCGAUGAGCUUUGGUCUCAAGUGAUAAGACUUCGCACUGAUAACCACUGUCUUAUAGAUAAGCUAAACCGCGUAUCUGAAAGCCACGAGCUUGCUUUGAAGGAGAACGUAAAGCUCAAAGAAGAAACUUCUGAUCUCAGACAGCUUAUCUCUCAGAUAAAAUCCAACAACGAAGACGACAACAAUUUUCUAAGAGAGCUCGAAGAUUCGAUAUCAAACUCUAGAUCGGAUUCGAACCAAACGAGCACAGAUUUUGGGUUGUGUUGA
Messenger RNA from Thlaspi arvense, 603 nucleotides. The record is from the annotation of a GenBank genome assembly. Lineage: Eukaryota; Viridiplantae; Streptophyta; Magnoliopsida; Brassicales; Brassicaceae.